Dictyostelium purpureum is the source of this 1398-nucleotide messenger RNA. RefSeq lists its product as uncharacterized. The annotation marks the transcript as partial. Lineage: Eukaryota; Evosea; Eumycetozoa; Dictyosteliales; Dictyosteliaceae. The record is from RefSeq and is a predicted model, not a curated record. The transcript has a single exon.
AAAAAUAAUAUAUUUAAAGAUUAUAUAAAUAAUUUACCAAAUAUAAAAAUAGAAAAAGAAAAGUUUUUUAAGGAUUUAGAACAAGAGGAAAAAUAUUCAUUUUUAAACACACCAAAAUCGAUUGAGUAUAAGACUGCAAUAGAUGGUAUUAAAUUUCCCUUUCAAAUUUAUCAAGAAAAAGAAAGCGGUGUAUAUAUAGACGAUAAAGAAGUGGAAUUUAUUUCAGGAGAUGGGUUAAGAGCAUCUAUUCAUUCAAAAUCAGGGAGUGUUUAUGAAGGACAGGUAACUGAUAAGGGUAUUCCACAUGGAUUCGGUGAAUUAGAGUUAAGAAAUGGUGAUAUAUAUAUUGGUGAAUUUGUAAAUGGAAAAAAAGAAGGCUCUGGUCGUUUAUUUUCUACCACUGGUGGUUGUUCCUACGAAGGAAAGUGGAAAGAAGAUAUGCAUUGGGGUGAAGGUACUUUUAUAAACCCACAAGCUGGGCUAUCAUUUAAAGGCAGUUGGGUUGCAAACGAAAGACAUGGAUUAGGUUCAAUAAGUAAUUCAGAAACCGAAAUUAAAGGCAUUUGGGAACAUGAUCAUCUAGUAUUUGGUCACGAAAUUAAAAUGAUGGCUGGUCUAGAGUAUUACGGCGAAUGGGCAAAUGAAAAAUGGAACGGUAAUGGCAAAUUAAAAUUCCCAGAUGGUUCAGUUUAUUAUGGUGGUUUUAAAGAUGGUGAUAUAUCAGGUAAAGGUAAAUUUUUAAAAGUUACCAAAAAAUAUAACAGCGAACUCGAUGAAGAGGUUUUUGUAGAAGAACAAAUAAUAGAAAAUGAUAACUGGGAAGGUGGUGUCAUUUGUGGUCACGGCAAAGUGUAUACAGAAAGUUGGUGCUGUGAAGGCGAUUGGUCAAGAGGUUCUAUAAAAAAUGCAACCAUUACAAAUAAAAUCGAUAACGAUAGCAAUAAACUCAACAUUUAUAAAGGUGAAAUCGACUCACGAACAUUUGUGCCACAUGGCCAAGGCGAAGAGUUUUUAGAGAAUGGUGAACACUAUAUUGGUCAUUUCGUCGAAGGCAAAAGAGAUGGUGAGGGUCAAGUAACUUAUGCAGAUGGCUCAUCAUUCAAAGGAAACUGGUUAAGAGGUUUACGUAUUGGUAAAGGUUCAAUAAAAAAUGAUCAAUUAGAAAUUGAAGCCGAUUUUAAAGAAAUUAUAAAAGACACUGAUAAUGCCAACGAAGAUAAUAGUGUUUUAUUUGGUAAAGGUAUAAUCAAAAAUAAAUUAAAUAACUCAAUUUAUAAUGGCGAAUUUGAAAAUGGUUUACCUGAAGGUUUUGGUGAAUUAAAAAUAAUUAAUGACAAUAAUAAUAUCGAAAUUAUCAAAAAAGGAUUAUGGAGCAAAGGUUUACUAAUUAAAGAAGAC